AUGAACGAACAAUGGAAGAAGCGAAAUGAAGAUAUCUAUGAUGGUUGGUAUGAUUGUCGAUAUGAAUCAAGAUAUAUAUCAAUUGAUUGUAUCAAAGGAACUUUUUUAUUUGAUGGUAUGACAAUAGGACUUUUACCUGAAAAAAUAACCUCCAAUGAAUUAUUUGUUCGUGUAUUUGGUGAGCACAUCUUUGAAGUUCAAGCGGCUAAAUCAUCUAAUACUGAUAUUACUAAACAUUCGUAUCAUGGUGAUAGAAGAAUUCAAUAUGAAUUCCAUUUCAAUGAUCAAACCGAAUGUUUAACAAUUACCGAACGACAUAUACAGACAAAUGAAAUAUUCGAAUUGAUUCCUCAUAAUUGUUUUGAGACUGAACUACCAGAUAUGUUUGUUUCCGAUCACAGUCAUUGGUGGAAUGCAAAAGAUCAGACAGUCGAAUUUCGACCUGUUCAUUUUAAUGGUACUGAUUUUUUAAAUAACAAACCCUACAUUCUAUCAAUAGAGACAGGAUAUAUUAUUACUACUGAAAUAGUUAAUACACAAAUUUUGGUUAAUCAAUCAUCAGCAUUUUUUGAAAAUUUGUUCAAUCGGUACUUUAUUCGUCUUGAUGAUAAGUCUUGUGUUUACAUGAUGAUAGACAAUGCUUCGCAUUUCAUUCAGCUACCACUGAAUGAUAUUAUCAUUCACAUUCAUUUAUCUCGUUUAAGAAUUGCUUUCAAAUACAACUCUAAUAGCGGUAUGAUUACGUCUCGUGAAUAUUCAGAUAUGUGUAUUGAUGAAAAUCAAUGGUUGGGAACAUUAACAGGUUUAAUAUCUGGUCUUCUCUUAGCAACAUUACCUAUCAAUAAUCAUCGACUGGCACACUAUCCAUAUCGGAAAUUGAUUGUACCGUUUGGACAGAUUCAUGGUGCAGAGGUUUUGCACAAUAACUAUCAAACUAUAACCAUACAACGAAAAUCAUUCUUGAAAAAAUAUCUUCAUCAUUAUUUUUUUUAA
This is a messenger RNA of Rotaria sp. Silwood2, 993 nucleotides long. The record is from the annotation of a GenBank genome assembly. Lineage: Eukaryota; Metazoa; Rotifera; Eurotatoria; Philodinida; Philodinidae.